Prunus persica (peach) is the source of this 1238-nucleotide messenger RNA. Its product is annotated as photosystem I chlorophyll a/b-binding protein 6, chloroplastic. Lineage: Eukaryota; Viridiplantae; Streptophyta; Magnoliopsida; Rosales; Rosaceae. The record is from RefSeq and is a predicted model, not a curated record. The transcript has 5 exons. Gene Ontology annotation, biological process: photosynthesis, light harvesting in photosystem I; response to light stimulus. Gene Ontology annotation, cellular component: membrane. The coding region runs from base 113 to 916 and encodes 267 amino acids.
UAUCAUGAACUAUCCAUCUUCCCGGUGAGUAGAAAAACUGUCAAACAAUUUGCAGGGAACCCAAAUUAAGCUAUCAAACUCUGCUCAGUUUGGCUGGACUGUCUUGCCAUCUAUGGCCCUGGCUAUUACUUCUGCACUCUCAACCAUCCCAAGCAGGUUUCGGAUUGAGUACAGAGAAGUGCCUCGGAAAUUUUGCCCAGGAAAAUUAAAACCAUGCAUGCUGGGAAGAAGAACAACCAGUUUAAAUGCAACAAAAGGAGUGUCAAGUGUGUGUGAACCACUCCCUCCUGAUAGGCCAUUGUGGUUUCCUGGUAGCUCACCUCCAGAGUGGCUUGAUGGCAGCCUUCCUGGUGAUUUUGGCUUUGACCCCCUUGGAUUAGGGUCUGAUCCUGAGUUACUAAAAUGGUUUGCACAAGCUGAGCUGAUGCAUGGCAGAUGGGCAAUGCUGGCAGUGUCUGGAAUUCUAAUUCCAGAGUGGCUUGAAAGAUUAGGGUUUAUUGAGAACUUCUCAUGGUUUGAGGCUGGUGAGAGAGAAUACUUUGCAGACCCCACAACCCUGUUUGUGGUGCAGUUAGCAUUAAUGGGGUGGGUUGAGGGAAGGAGAUGGGCUGACAUAAUUAACCCUGGGAGUGUUGAUAUUGAGCCUAAGCUGCCUCACAAAAAGAACCCAAAACCAGAUGUUGGGUACCCUGGUGGGCUAUGGUUUGAUCCCAUGAUGUGGGGAAGAGGAUCUCCUGAGCCUGUUAUGGUGUUGAGAACAAAGGAGAUAAAAAAUGGGCGCCUUGCAAUGCUGGCUUUUGUAGGGUUCUUGUUCCAAGCCAUUUAUACAGGGAAAGAUCCCAUUGAGAAUUUGAUGGCUCAUAUUGCAGAUCCUGGUCACUGCAACAUAUUUUCGGCUUUCACUUCACAAUAUUGAUGCUGUGGGCUUGAAGACUGCUGGAAGGCUAGCUUGUAAUUGAAACACCAAGCAGCCUGCAUGCAUGUAUAUCUCUAAUCUCUGCAUUAUGAGAUAAUCUCUUCUGUUAUAAGAACAAAGAAAUUGUACAUACAAAGAAGCCAAGACAGCCUCAUGACAUCCUUUCUGUAAUUUGAAUAUUCUUUUUUUGUUAAAAGUUCAUGACCGAUGCUUGGGUGGCCAUGGUGAUAUCCAACAAGCAUGAUCAUGAGCAAAGUGUCCAGGCACCAUCUUUGAAACUUGGCUAGAAUUGGUUGUUAUUCACUCAAUUUUAUUUGUUUUA